AUGGCAUUGCCAACUUCAGCCUCUUCAGUCCGAAUUGUCGAAGUCGGGCCGCGUGACGGACUUCAAAAUGUGAAGAAACGGAUUCCGACCGCCACGAAAAUCGAGCUCAUUACAAAGCUACUUGCAGCUGGUCUUCAAACUGUUGAAGUCACGUCCGUCGUCAGCCCAAGAGCUGUUCCACAACUGGCAGAUUGCGAGUCGGUGUUGGUGGAUACACAGGUCCAACGAUUGCUUCAGGACCCUCAAAGAAGAGCCCCUGUUCUGAUUCCGAACUUAAAGGGUCUGGAUAUUGCGCUGAAACACGGCGUCAAAGAAGUCGCCGUCUUUGUUAGCGCGUCAGAGGGCUUCAGUCAAGCCAACAUCAAGUGCAGCGUGCAACAGGGGCUCGAUAACAGCCGCCAUGUUGCUGAAAGGGCUCGGUCUCAGGGCAUAGCUGUGCGCGGUUAUGUGUCCUGCGUCAUUUCAUGUCCCUUCGACGGACCAACGCCACACCAGGCUGUUCUAGGAUGCGUCAGACAAUUAUUAGACAUGGGCUGCUAUGAAAUUAGCCUAGGGGAUACUAUUGGCGUUGGGACACCUAAACAAGUGCGAAACCUCAUCUUUUUCUUAGUUGAAGCGGGGAUUCCCCUGGCAAACCUCGCUGGACACUUCCAUGACACUUAUGGCCAGGCCAUGGCAAAUGUGUGGGCUGCAUACGACUGCGGUUUGCGAGUGUUUGACAGCAGUGUAGCCGGUCUUGGAGGUUGUCCGUAUGCCCCUGGUGCAAAAGGCAAUCUGGCCACAGAAGACCUGGUAUACUCGCUAGAGAUGUCGGGAAUACAUACUGGUGUAGACCUGGAGCAACUCGUCAACAUUGGCAACUGGAUAUCGCAACAGCUCUCAGCUCCGAACUCAAGCCGUGCUGGUGUUGCCUUGCGAGCAGCGAGUAGCAGAACCAAGUCUCGCGAGAUUCCACCGAGCACGAACUUGAGAUGGACUCAGCAAGAUGCCGGUGAAGGCAUUCAGGUCUUCCGAAGCGGAACAAAUCUCAAGCUUGUUCUGAACCGUCCUCGAAACGGCAACGCUCUUACAGCCAGCAUGAUAUCACAACUGACCGACAUCUUUGAAACAGCGCGACUAGAUCAAACUAUUACAAGAAUUGCUCUCGCUGCUCAGGGCAAAUACUUUUGCACGGGGAUGGACCUCGGACGAGGCAGUUCGCCCGUCGCCAAAGGUGGUUCCACUUCGGAUGCGCAGUUUACUCGUUUGACACGACUCUUUGAAGCCAUUGACAAUGCACCACAAGUCACUAUUGCCCUCGUUCAGGGUCCGGCGUUUGGGGGUGGUGUUGGGCUUGCUUUUGCGUGUGAUAUUCGUCUUAUGACCAGCACGGCUAGCAUUAGACUAACCGAAGUGCGACUUGGACUUGCGCCAGCGACGAUAUCGAAGUAUGUGACUCGAGAGCUUGGUGUUUCAUUUACUCGCGAAGCCAUGCUAUCUGCGCGCACUAUAUCCUCGCAGGAACUUUUGAGAUUAGGCAAAGUUGCCGCCGUUAUUGAGCCAGGCGAAGAGGCACAACAGGCCCUUGACACUUACAUGAUUCGCCUGAAGCAAUGUGCGCCCCGUUCGUCAACAUUGACGAAGAAGUUGGUUCGGCUAAGUUGGGAAGAUGGCGAGGGCGGCAACAAACAGGCUGACGGUAUUCGCCAAGUAUUUGACGAGAUGAUGAUGCCAGACAGUGAGGCAGCCCACGGCCUCGAGCAGUUCCAGUCCGGUGUAAAGGAAAUAGAUUGGGAUAGCUAUACUCUGACAAAGGCACAGAAGAAAUCUCGAUUGUAG
Molecule: messenger RNA, 1818 nt
Organism: Pochonia chlamydosporia 170
Lineage: Eukaryota; Fungi; Ascomycota; Sordariomycetes; Hypocreales; Clavicipitaceae
Product: 3-hydroxymethyl-3-methylglutaryl-Coenzyme A lyase
Exons: 2
Coding region: 1-1818 (605 amino acids)
Biological process (GO): L-leucine catabolic process; ketone body biosynthetic process
Molecular function (GO): hydroxymethylglutaryl-CoA lyase activity
Source: RefSeq, a predicted model, not a curated record